CUCAGUGCAGUGGGGUUGAUGAUCGGAUUUUCGUCUCGUUCUCUGUGUUGUUGUUCUCGGUGACGCGACGGAGGUGUAGCCUGACGCGGUCUCUUACGUGUCGGCCUGAAUAAAAGUGGAGCUCCGAGGGCUCGAGAGUGACGGAGGGAGUCUGUAUCGAUUUCUGCAGAAGCAGAGAGUGAAGACUCACCAGGGUCAGUGGACUGUGUGAAAAUUUUGUCUGGGCUUCCCUCUUAUAGCUAACUCAAUGACCAUGGAGUCGGGAGCCGAUGCCCAGCAGGGUGCAGACACUGCGGUCUCUGAAACUGAGAGCCAACAGAUCACACAGGCCCAAAUCGCCACACUUGCACAGGUAACGAUGGCUGCCGGACACGCUAGUGCUACAGCACCCACAGUCACACUGGUGCAGUUGCCCAAUGGUCAGACAGUGCAGGUGCAUGGAGUGAUUCAGGCUGCUCAACCUUCAGUCAUUCAGUCACCACAGGUGCAGACUGUCCAGAUUUCCACAGUAGCAGAGAGUGAGGACUCGCAGGAGUCAGUGGACAGUGUGACCGACUCUCAAAAACGAAGAGAGAUUCUUUCUAGACGCCCCUCGUAUAGGAAAAUCCUGAAUGACCUCUCAUCGGACGCUCCAGGAGUUCCGAGAAUCGAAGAGGAGAAAUCUGAGGAGGACACUGCGCCUGCCAUCACUACAGUGACCGUGCCAACCCCAAUAUAUCAGACCAGCAGCGGCCAGUACAUCGCCAUUACACAGGGUGGAGCCAUUCAGCUUGCAAAUAACGGCACGGAUGGAGUGCAGGGAUUGCAGACUCUCACCAUGACCAAUGCAGCAGCAGCUCAGCCGGGUACCACCAUCCUGCAGUACGCCCAGACCAGUGAUGGUCAACAGAUACUGGUGCCCAGCAAUCAAGUGGUAGUACAAGCUGCUUCUGGAGAUGUUCAGGCCUAUCAAAUUCGUACUGCCCCAACCAGCACUAUCGCUCCAGGUGUGGUCAUGGCAUCCUCUCCGGCCCUGCCAAGCCAAGGAGGUGCUGAGGAGGCCACACGCAAGAGGGAGGUCCGCCUCAUGAAGAACAGAGAGGCUGCUCGUGAGUGCCGUCGGAAGAAAAAGGAAUACGUCAAGUGUCUGGAGAACCGUGUGGCCGUUUUGGAGAACCAGAACAAAACUCUCAUCGAGGAACUCAAAGCACUCAAAGACCUGUACUGUCACAAAUCAGAGUGAUGUACCACCUGUUCUCCCUUCAUUCUGGCAGACUUACGUGUACAGAGACUAAAGGGCGAGUCAGCCAGACACGGACGCAUGUUUUCUAAAUGUUUUCUUAUUUUAAAUUGCUGCAGACUGCCUGUAUGAACACAAAAGUUUGUGAGGGAACUGAACAGAAGCCCCAUGGCCAACACAAAUCUCCUCUUGAUCUAUUGGAUCAUGUCAUUAAAGACAAAAAAAAAAAAAAAAAAAAA
Labeo rohita (rohu) is the source of this 1458-nucleotide messenger RNA. It is a transcript of the gene creb1b, whose product is annotated as cAMP responsive element binding protein 1b. The transcript has 9 exons. Gene Ontology annotation, biological process: regulation of transcription by RNA polymerase II. The record is from RefSeq and is a predicted model, not a curated record. Gene Ontology annotation, cellular component: ATF4-CREB1 transcription factor complex; nucleus. Bases 248 to 1222 code for a protein of 324 amino acids. Gene Ontology annotation, molecular function: protein binding; cAMP response element binding; DNA-binding transcription factor activity, RNA polymerase II-specific. Lineage: Eukaryota; Metazoa; Chordata; Actinopteri; Cypriniformes; Cyprinidae.